CUCAACUCGCCUCUUCCCACCAACCUUGAGGGAGAGUGCAAAAAGGCAGCAAAAAUUCUCAACAGUUUUAUUGAUCCUGGUCAAGGUCUAGAUAAGGUCAUUCCAACAAAUAUUAUUGAUAAUGCCCAGGGUUUAGCUAUAUACACUGUUCUCAAGGCAGGCUUUUUAUUCUCUGGUCGCGCUGGUAGCGGCCUUGUGGUGGCUAGGCUUUUUGUUACAAGGUGGUCUGCUCCUUCAGCCAUCGGAACGGGAGGCAUGGGUGCAGGUGGUCAAAUUGGUGCGGAAUUGACGGACUUUGUGUUGGUGCUUAAUACAAAGGAGGCCGUAAAGACCUUCAGUCAGUUUGGUAAUGUUACUCUUGGUGGCAACGUUUCAGUUGCCGCUGGUCCUAUUGGUCGUAAUGCGGAGGCAUCUGGGUCUGCUAGUUUUAAGCAUAUUGCUGCCAUUUUCUCUUAUAGCAAAACAAAGGGAUUGUUUGCAGGAGUAUCCAUUGAAGGAUCUGUGGUUGUGACUCGAGGAGAUGCAAAUGAGAAGUUUUAUGGGAAAAGAGUGACGGCAAAGGAAUUGUUGGGUGGAAAGGUACCCCCUCCCCCAGAAGCUGAUAUUCUAUACAGAGCCUUGAAUGCAAGAUUCCAUUCAUUAGGAAAUACGGGUGCAAUGUACAAUCGUAGUGAAAAUCAAUCAAACACCUUUAGAAGCUCGUCAAUUUCUGCUCCUGGGCAUCUACGACAACCACCUUCCGGCCAAUCAAAUAUAGGACGAUAUGGAGCCCCACCUCCACCUCCAUCAACCCAAAAUUAUGGAGCAUCUAAUCCUCCAGCUCCAAGUAGCUACAAUCCAACUCAUACAAGCACACCGCCUGGGAAUUAUUCUGCCCCACCUCCUUCUUACUCUCAGCACAACCAGCUCCCAGGUGGUCUAUCUGCAUCUACAACUGCCAAGCGGGCCCCACCUCCACCUCCACCAAUGUCACGUAAGCCACGAGAAGUAACAGCCAAAGCAAUGUAUGAUUUUACUGGUGAACAGCAGGGAGAUUUGAGUUUCAAGACAGGUGAUAUUAUUACCAUUGUUGAAAAGAGUGAUAGCCAAGAUGACUGGUGGACUGGACGUAUCGGUACUCGACAGGGA
This is a messenger RNA of Phycomyces blakesleeanus NRRL 1555(-), 1128 nucleotides long. RefSeq lists its product as hypothetical. The record is from RefSeq and is a predicted model, not a curated record. Gene Ontology annotation, molecular function: protein binding; phosphatidylinositol binding. The transcript has 7 exons. Lineage: Eukaryota; Fungi; Mucoromycota; Mucoromycetes; Mucorales; Phycomycetaceae. The annotation marks the transcript as partial.